Kwoniella botswanensis is the source of this 1398-nucleotide messenger RNA. RefSeq lists its product as uncharacterized. NCBI's taxonomy places the organism in Eukaryota, Fungi, Basidiomycota, Tremellomycetes, Tremellales, Cryptococcaceae. The transcript has 13 exons. Gene Ontology annotation, cellular component: endoplasmic reticulum membrane. The record is from RefSeq and is a predicted model, not a curated record. The coding region runs from base 1 to 1398 and encodes 465 amino acids. Gene Ontology annotation, molecular function: stearoyl-CoA 9-desaturase activity; heme binding; iron ion binding. Gene Ontology annotation, biological process: unsaturated fatty acid biosynthetic process.
AUGUCCGAAAUCGUCAUACCCACUAGAGAUACAUCAAGGAAGAAGAGAGAUGCUAGCAGCGGAGGGGAGAAAGGUGAGAUAUGGUGGUCAAAUGGUAUAUUUUUCGUAUCGAUCCACCUAUUCGCCUUGAUCGGGGCGAUCUACCUCUCUCCUCUUGCUUCCAUCGACCCGAAGACAGCUGUGCUGUGUUUCAUCUCUUGGCAAUUAGCUUCUUUCGGAAUCACGAUAGGAUACCAUCGUCUCUGGUCUCAUCGCGCUUUCACAGCUACCGCACCCCUCCGAAUCGUCUUAGCUUGGAUGGGUUCAAUGGGAUUUCAGGGGAGUAUCAAAUGGUGGGUUUUGAGACACAGGUUGCAUCAUAGAUUUACCGAUUCAAAUCUCCACGACCCAUACUCUGCUUCCAAAGGAUUAUGGUUUUCUCACUGCGGGUGGAUAUUCCGCAAACCUUCUUAUCCAAGGAUGAAAUCGAUUGAGAGGGGUGAUUUGGAGGCUGAUCCAGUCGUUCGCUUUCAACACAAACAUUACGUUCCAAUCGCAUUGUUCUCAGGUUUAAUCCUUCCUGCUCUGAUAGCUCAUUGGGGAUGGGAUGAUUGGUUGGGCGGUUUGGUAUGGGGUGGAGCUAUAGCCAGGUUGUUGAUUUGGCAUACCACGUUCUGCAUCAAUUCGCUGGCUCAUUGGACGGGAUUGCAGCCCUAUACUGAGGAGGUCACGGCUAGAGGGAACUAUCUGUUAGCUGUUCUGACAUCUGGCGAAGGAAAUCACAAUUUUCAUCACGCUUUCCCCAAAGACUUCCGUAAUGGACCACAUCCAGCGGACUGGGAUCCAUCGAAAUGGUUCAUCUGGGUAUUACACAAGUACACCUCUCUUGUUCCCACUAUUGCUCGUACACCCGAAAGCGCCGUCAGAAAAGCUCGAGCUAGGGUAUACAUGGCUCAAGCUGAUCGAUUGACCGAGGCUUUACCACCCCACGAGAUGGUCAGACCUACAAACGAUCUGCCAGUAUGGUCUCGAGCGGAGGUAAGAAAGAGACAUGGGGAGUAUGUGAAAGAGGAGCAUGGGGUGAGAAGAAGGGUGUUGGUGUUGCUGGAAGGGUGUGUAGUGGAUGUUGGAGGGUAUCUGGAAGACCAUCCUGGUGGGAAUGAUCUCCUCUUAUCUCACUGCGUUCUCCCUCUUCCCUCCGAAAACGCAGACGAUCUCGAUAUUGAUUCUGGCUACGCUUCUUCCGAGCUGGCUUCUCCUCCCCAGCACAAGAUCUCACUUUCAUCGCCCGAAAUAGACGAGGUCGACCAGAUUGUUUUCAAAGAUGCUACGAGGGCGUUCUUCGGUGGUAUGAACAAUCAUAGUGGUGCUGCGAAGGAAUGGAUGAGGUGUUUGAGAGUGGCCAGGUUGGAAAAGUAA